Molecule: messenger RNA, 810 nt
Organism: Rotaria sp. Silwood2
Lineage: Eukaryota; Metazoa; Rotifera; Eurotatoria; Philodinida; Philodinidae
Source: the annotation of a GenBank genome assembly
AUGGAUACACUGUCGAUUCGUGUUCAACAAAGAAAUAAAGAUAUGACACAGUUAUUGAAAAAGUUUUUAGUUAUUCAAAAAAAUCCUUAUGAUGAUGAAUUAAAUCCUAAUGGAGUAUGUAACUGUGGUGUUGCAGAAAAUUAUUUAUGUGAAAAUGAAUUAAUUUCAAAACUUCAAUCAAUUCAAAUAUGGAAAACAAAUUAUAUGUAUUAUCCAUAUCCAUCAGGUCAAAAAUCAUUACGACAAACUUUAUGUAAUUUUUUUCAAAGAACUUUUCAACUUAAUUAUGAACUCGAUCCAGAUCGAAUGAUGAUUUCAAGUGGAUUAACUGGUAUUAUUUCACUGUUAGGUUAUCUUAUAGGCGAUAUGGAUGAUGUUUUUCUCAUAUCAUCACCUUAUUAUACUGCAUUUGAUCAUGACAUAGCAGCUUUCUCAAAUUGUGCUAUAUUUCGAUGUCCAUUACUUGAACAAGACAGUGGAAAAUUUAUAUUUUCAGUUGAAAUUUAUAAACGUGGUUAUGAAGAAGCAAUAAAUCAAGGUCUUCAGCCACGUGGAAUUAUUAUUCUUAAUCCAAAUAAUCCUAUUGGAGAUAUAUAUGAUGAACAAACAAUUCAACCUAUUUUAGAAUUUGCAGCUCAAAAAAAAUUACAUGUUAUUAUAGAUGAAAUUUAUGCAUUAAGUAUAUUUGAAAAUCAAAAACCAUUUCAAUCAAUAUUAAAUUAUAAAUCAAUAAUUGAUCCAAAACGUACACAUUUUCUUUGGUCAUUAAGUAAAGAUUUUUCAUUAAGUGGUUUACGNAAUAUAAUCUAG